CAUCAUAGUGUAAUAUUGUAAUGGCGGCUCUAGUCAUCGCUAUAGUCGUUUUAAGUGUGUGAAUGUAUUUAAUGAAUAGUUUCAUACUUUUGUCUUUUACAGGUGUUAAAUGUAGUUGAAAUGUGAUACAGAUUUUGUGUUCUAUUAUUAUUUAAAAUAGACUGGUCGUCUAGUACACAGCAGAACGGGCGUAAAAGAGUCAACAUGUCGAGUGAUGAAGAUAAACCUCCCGCGCCUCCGGUGCGUUUAACCAGCAACCGGGCCACAGACCGAGGGGAUUCAGUAGCCUCUGUUGAUAUGAGGCCUUUGCCAAAAGAACCUGAUGAUGGGGGUGAUAGAAAAAAGAAAACAUUGAAAGCUAAAAUAAAAGGUUCCAAAAGUACUGCACAUAAUGACAACAAGCCAAAUAUUAGCUAUCCAACUAAUUUUGAACAUACAGUCCAUGUUGGAUUUGAUGCCGUCACUGGAGAAUUCACAGGCAUGCCAGAAGCAUGGGCGCGGCUUUUGAUGGCUUCAAAUAUUAGCAAACAAGAACAGAAGAGCAAUCCACAAGCAGUUUUAGAUGUACUAAAGUGGUAUGAUGCAUCUGCAACACAGCCACCACCUUCCAAGUAUAUGACUUCAGCCCAGAUGCAUACAACUCAUUCAGGUUCCUCUGUGUCGCGCGUAUCUUCUAGUAGUCCAUCAUCCUCUACGCCCACUGAUACGGAGCAUCCCGAGCCACCGCCACCACCUCCCUCGCGACCCGAUCGCACUAAGAGUAUUUAUACCAAACCUAUAGAAGAGGAGGAGCCUACGCCCCGACCUAUACAAGCGAGUGCCUCGCCUCCGCAUGUGCCGCAUCCCACACAUACAACACAUUCGAUAUGCAGCAGAGCGGAAGUGGGCAGUGGGCCACUGCCGCUGGACCGCAACAAGAACCCCGCAUCGCUGGCACCCGCGACUCCGCCCGCGCCCCUCGCACCCCUUGCGCCUCUCGCGCCACCCGCCAAUGGCGCACAGACCAAUACCGAAACCGGAAGAGCAACUGGUCAGCAACAAAGGAAAAAGAAAAUGUCAGAUGAAGAAAUUUUAGAAAAAUUAAGAACUAUAGUCAGUGUGGGUGAUCCAAAUAGGAAGUAUACUAAAAUGGAAAAGAUUGGUCAGGGUGCAUCAGGCACAGUGUAUACGGCAAUCGAGACUUCAACUGGCAUGGAAGUGGCGAUCAAACAGAUGAAUCUUAGUCAGCAACCAAAGAAGGAAUUGAUCAUCAAUGAAAUCCUCGUCAUGCGGGAGAAUAAACACAACAAUGUGGUUAACUAUCUUGAUAGCUAUCUUGUUAAUGAGGAAUUAUGGGUGGUGAUGGAGUACCUAGCGGGCGGUUCACUAACAGACGUGGUGACCGAGACAUGUAUGGACGAGGGGCAGAUCGCAGCCGUAUGUCGCGAAGUGUUACAAGCGCUCCACUUUCUUCAUACAAAUCAUGUUAUACAUAGAGAUAUCAAGUCGGAUAAUAUCUUGCUCGGGCUGGAUGGUCAAGUUAAAUUAACCGAUUUUGGAUUCUGCGCGCAAAUAUCUCCCGAGCAAAAUAAAAGAACAACAAUGGUCGGAACACCUUAUUGGAUGGCACCAGAGGUGGUUACAAGAAAGCAAUAUGGCCCAAAAGUGGAUGUAUGGUCAUUGGGCAUAAUGGCGAUAGAGAUGAUAGAGGGUGAACCGCCGUAUCUAAACGAAAACCCGCUGCGUGCUCUAUACCUAAUCGCUACUAAUGGCAAACCCGACAUCAAGGACAAAGAGAAGCUCAGUCCGGUCUUCCAGGACUUUCUCGACCAGUGCCUUGAGGUGGACGUCGAACGACGCGCCACUGCACUCGACCUACUCAAGCACCCGUUCCUGAAGUUGGCGCGACCAUUGGCGUCGCUGACACCGCUAAUAAUGGCGGCGAAGGAGGCCGCCAAGGGGCAUUAGCGGCGGCCGCCGGCGCCUCCCGCCGCGCCGCGCCGCUAGCGCCCCCGCGCCCCUCGCGCCCCAGCGCCCCCUAGUGCCUACAACACUUAUGUGUACUUCGUGUGCGUAACAUACACUCCAUUAUACAUACUAGAAUGCUAUGGCCCUGACGACACUCCGGUGACGUACAUUAAGUAUCAAACUCUAUCGUCGAUUAGCAUCGUAUGAGUAUUACGAUCGAGCCGACGAGUGUGCGACGCGGAGAAUCGUAAUGAGCAUGCAUCGAUUACAGAGCAAUAUUUUAUCUGUGUAAAACGGCUGCCGAUGAAUAUAAUAGAAGUAACCAUAUUUUUACAAGAAAGAGAUUAAUAGAAACGCAGUCCAGUAACUAUAAAAACUGUAGUAUCGUUUAGUAGCGUUAUUUAUUCUAAUUAGCGACGUAAUCUCUUAUUGACGUGUUUCAUUCGACUGUUUAUUCUAUAAGCAAAAGUCGAAUAGAGGUAUAGAUAAUACUAGAAACUAGAUACGAAUUUUAAAUUUUAACGUUACAGCUGCAAACGAAGACUGGCAGUUAAUGUUUAGGUGACCUUGUAAAGUAUAAAUAGUAGAAUACAUUAGGUCCAUUAUUUUAGUACUGACUCAGCUUACUCACUGUGAUGGUAGGAUGGUAGCUGUGCAGGCAGUUAGGUGGAAACACAUCAAUUCGAGCCGAGUGAUUCGCGCGUAUCGCUCUCUACCGAGCUCAUACGUGGUCGGCGAGGUAUCGAUUAUUGAUUGUAUUAUCAUUGGCAAAUGGAGUUUUUUAUUUGCAUUCAUUAAAUUAUUACAUUUUGUGUCUUACUAUUAUUGAAAUGAGUUUAAAUAUUUUUAUGUUGAUGAUUUAAAUAGUACGAACUGAUUUUAUAUUAAUUAUUAUGAAUGAGUGAAUAUUUUAAAUAAACGUUAAUUUAACAUAUGAUACAUAGGAACAGUUGGCCUGUUUGCUUACAUGCUUUCGAUAGUUACUAGUUAGGUUUAUGUGUAACUGUUAAUUUAUUGAAAUCGCUUAUUACUUGUAAUUACAAUAUUAUGAUUUGAGAUUAUUAUUAUUAUUAUUGAUGUGGUUUACUUUAUUUUCAAAAUUUAGUUAUUUUUUUAUGACGAAAUAUUUCAUGAUGCUUACUGUCAAUAUUGUAAUGUAAACAUCAAUACAUAACUAGUUUGAUUGCUUUGUGAAACUUGAUGUUGGUACGUAUCAUUUAUUGUUAGUCAUGGAAGUGGAGCAUUUACAUAGUAUUAAGUUUAUAAAGUUUAUUGGAAUGAUGAUGCAUAGCAAAUUAAUUUUCUUUUGUGGCACAAACAAUAGCAUUUAUAAGAGUUUAAUAAAAAAAAAAAGUACUAGAAUUGUGUUAGGUUUUCACCAGUCAAAUAUAUGGUCACGUAAGAUUUUUACGGAUUUUAUCGUCUGUAUUCACCCAUAUGUCUUGGUCAGUCUUUUUCGUAAAUAGAUCAAGACAUUGGAUGUAUAGUAAAUAUUUCAGAAACUGCAUAUUCGUACCACAUUUCUUAAAUGGUAUUAGGCAAAUGGUUUUGCUAUUAACCUAUACUAUACUAGGUAUCCUGGCUAUGGACCCUUCAUGAUACAGGAUAGGAAUUCAUGAAAUGUUGUAUUAUUCGAGAUGCAAUAAUUGAAUUUUUUAUUUUUCUUUGCAAGGAAUUUAAAAAAAAAAUACAAAUAAAACCCGUUUAAAUCUUAAUUAAAUUAAAAACAAUGUUUUCCGUUAUUAAUACUGUAUAAAAAUUAACGAUAUAUUUAGAUAGAUCAUUUAAUAUCAUUCAGCAUACAUUUAUGACAAUAGUAGCCAACUAAGCAUUCAACAAUAACGAUUUAUUCAUAUUAUACAUUAACACAUAAAAGUAUUUUAAAUUAAUUUUGUGGACUUGUAACUGUCCGCAUGCUUUUAUUAUUUAGGUUGUGCCAACAGAUGCUGUUAAAUUUCGUUUUAAAUUGCAUAUGUAUAGUGUAUUCACUAUGGAUGGUGUGAUUGCGGUGUGAAUAUGGGUGAAGUAUGCUGCGAGUUGGAGAAUUGCAAACUCCUCUGAUGAACUGUAAACCUUCAGAGUGUGGGCGUGUUGCUGACGCAAGUAGUUCAAAUGUACACUAUAUACUCGUAUAUGCCGCUACGUACAUUCGAACUAAAAACCGCGUUUGGUUAAUACACUCAAUGCACUUAUAACAUAGGUAAAUAAACAUAAAUAGCACGAUACGUAAAUCAGCAUAUAAUAUUACAUUCUUUAAAUUUUUGUUUUCUUAUGUAACAUAUUUCAUUUACUUCCAAUACUAUAUCUAUUCAUAACCAUAUCAUGUUUCUACUAUAUUUAUGUUAGUAGUUCUUUCACCACUGAACGUAAAAACGCUAAGACCACAGCACAUGCACCAUUGCACUCUGAAGGGCCACACUAUAUUGUACAGACACAAGUUAGAAAAGAGUAGUUUACUUGUUGACAAUAUGAAAUGACCAAUUAACGCUAUGUAGACAGAUUCCGUUCAGUUGUUCCAGGUUGGUGCAAUAAAAUUAUAUUAUUUACUUUGUGUUAUGAAGUGAUACUAUGGUAUUUAGAAAUGAACUGCAAAUAUCAGGUGGCUUAAAACAGUAAGAUGAAACAGAAUAAUUUAUAACCUUAUUACGAAACCCAUCCAUUUAUAAUUAGUUUUAAAUAAUGAAUUAAUAUAUCAGUAAUUAAUAUAAAUUCUGCAGCAAACCAAUAUAUUUUUAUGGAAAGAGUGGUUUUUUGAACUUUAAUUUAUUUGCAGAACAUUUUUAACGUCACAUACAUUUGAUAGAUCGGAUAACCAAUUUAAAUUAAGGAUCAUUUCCAGCAAAUUGCUCGCGUUCGACAAGAUGUAGACGCAGACGAUCACCAAGUCUACUCUUAAAUCUAAUAUCAAUGUCAAUCCAAUCUGUUGCCAAUGACUAUUUUAUAAACAAAAGUUUGGAAAAAAAAAACAGCUGAAGAAAUGCAGUAAGUUAUAAGGUCUCAGGGAUUCUUAAGUUAUUAAACAACAAGCCUAAGGGAUGAGAUAUACUCAUCUACACUGAUUGCAGACAACAGGCAAGAUUCAUAAUGGACGCCUUAACUGAACAUAUGCCAGUAAGGCAUAUAUGAGUAUUAUACGAAAUGGCUUUAUGUUCGAAUAUACUGAGCAGUGAGGAAUCAGAACCCAUGUAACACCUGUUGUGCAAAUGUGAUUCCUUGGCAGGUAUGCGUAUGAGUCUACUGGGAACGGCUUAUCACAAGCUAAGAGACUAUAAAUAUCUUAAACUUUAGGUUAUCACAAAGGUAACACAUAGGGUCUCUAAAAUUAUAGUAUAAGGCAGGUGAAAGUACAAAAGUUCCCAAAGGAUCGACGUGCAGCGGCUUAGCUGAUCCCAUAACACAAAUAAAAGAUAACAUUUUGAAUUUUUAGUUAUUGAAAAUAGGUGAAAUUGUCGUAGUAUUGUUGGUCACUUACGCUUUUGCACCAACAAAUUAAUAUUUCUUCUAAAUCCACGUUUUUGAGUGACGUCUGCAGCCCGUGCACUUUAGGAAAUGAGUGGUGCCGCCCGGUCACAGCUUCGACCGCAGACUAUGAUAACAGAAAGGAUCUGUAAUAUCGUUUAAAUAUUGUAAAAUCCGAUCCGAUGAGCCGUUUGCUGGAAAUAAUUUUUUAAUGGUGAUAUUAUUAAGGGUACGACAGGUAAUGUCUGGCAAAUGGUAUCUUGAUUGUGUUCUGUUGAGAUGCGGCCUAAAUUCUAAUUUUAUUUUACUGUAAGUUGACAAAAUUUAUAUAAUUUUACUAUGGCCUAUCAGAUGUGCAGAACAACUAAAGAUGCACCAACCCUAACAAAAUACUUGUGCAAUAUUGUAGAAAUGUAAAAACUAUAGCCAAAUCUUUAUGAGAGCUUGAACAAAGUUAUUCAGUAUCUAAAUAUUGUAUGAAGUGUAUUAACUAUGUGAUCAUGAAAAUGAAUUUGAGUAUGCGUUAGCGUAUGUUAAGAGGAGAAUAACUGUAAUUAUGAACAUAGUCCUAAGUUGAAAAUGUAUUAAUACAUGUAAUAGGAUAUUGUACAAGACAUAUAAUGCGGUUAGAACAUUUUUUCAUGAAUUUUCUCAGUUGUAAAACACCAGUGCCAUGUAUGAGCAACUUGUGCAUAUAAAUUACAACCAUACUAUAAUAAAAGACUCACCAUGAAUA
Messenger RNA from Galleria mellonella (greater wax moth), 6142 nucleotides. RefSeq names its product serine/threonine-protein kinase Pak (gene Pak). The record is from RefSeq and is a predicted model, not a curated record. Gene Ontology annotation, molecular function: ATP binding; protein serine/threonine kinase activity. NCBI's taxonomy places the organism in Eukaryota, Metazoa, Arthropoda, Insecta, Lepidoptera, Pyralidae. The transcript is spliced from 13 exons. Gene Ontology annotation, biological process: regulation of axonogenesis; intracellular signal transduction; regulation of MAPK cascade. Bases 205 to 1947 code for a protein of 580 amino acids. Gene Ontology annotation, cellular component: cytoplasm.